Molecule: messenger RNA, 1570 nt
Organism: Osmia bicornis bicornis
Lineage: Eukaryota; Metazoa; Arthropoda; Insecta; Hymenoptera; Megachilidae
Gene: BORCS5
Product: BLOC-1-related complex subunit 5
Exons: 2
Coding region: 454-1263 (269 amino acids)
Biological process (GO): lysosome localization; organelle transport along microtubule; positive regulation of anterograde synaptic vesicle transport
Cellular component (GO): BORC complex; cytoplasmic side of lysosomal membrane; synaptic vesicle membrane
Source: RefSeq, a predicted model, not a curated record
UCGUCUAGAAACGAAUAAUCAACGACGAAAAGGAAAAUGACUUUUGACAACAGAAACUGUAGACCGAUUUCGAAGCAGCUGUAAUCAAGUUCACUGACAGUACUUGCAGCGUGACUGAUAAAGAGGAAAGGAGGAGACAAGAUGCAAGAGAAUGCUCGACCUUAACGCAAUCGAUCACCGUGAAGCUAUUUAAUGAUGAGAGAAAAUGUAUACUCCGAAUGAAUUACUGAUUGAAACGUUGCGUGAAAAUGAACGUCAGAUGGCCUUAAAUCUAACAUGACGAUUAUUGUUAUAAUUGUACGAUUAUCAUAAAGUAUUUAUAGAAAUCAAUGAUCAAAUUAUGUAUGAAAUUUCUAAUGGUAUUUGUUGUGAAAUCGAUGAGAUUAUAAUAUACUGUUAAACAAGUGUAUAUAAUUAAGAAAUUAGCAGGAAGAUUUGAUAAGGUCGGAGAAAAUGGGAUCAGAGCAAAGUUCUCAGGGUGGUACGCAAGGUGCUAACGCUAACAGAGCCAGAAACAUCCCACUGAGACGUGGUAAGAGCGUUCCAAAUCGUGAGAGAGUACCAGACGAUACCCCACCAAGAUGUAUAAGUCCUGGUGCCAGUAUUUGUUCGGAUUCUGAUUUACCAUAUAUAUCGUACACAGUAAAUAGACCUAUAGGAGAUUCACCAAAAAUGACUAACAAACAGUCCCAGUUAUAUAGAGGAAAGAGUUUAGGUGCACAAGAUAUAUCUAGACGUAAAAAUAGCUUAGGUUCCAAUAGCCACAGGAAAACUACCUCUGAUAAGAUUCAUAAUAUAGUGGUAGUGAAGUCAGCUGCUGCAGAUCCUACAACUGACAAGGAUCCUGAUUUGGUUAAGCUACAGAGCAUUCCAAUGUUCCUACCAAUCAUGCGUGGUACCCUAAAUUUACCCCCAGGUGUAAGGGAUCCAGAGGUUCUAGAAAGACUGGAUCCCAUUGGUUUGUUCAAUUUAUGCGCACGCUAUCAACAUCACCUUAACACUAAUGCUCAAAUGAUUGCUGCUGAACAAGCUGCUCUGUAUAUCAACAUAGAACCAGAAGUUACCAAAAUUCUGAAUCUGGCAACAGACAGGCAAAAGAGGUUUGCCAAGUUUGCUGAACAACUGAACAAAGUCCAUGAGCUUAGCAAACAGCUGACUAAAUGUCACUCUCUUCUAAAUCAAACUUUAGAAAGUCUUGAAACACUGAACAAUCUAUUACCUAUAGAGGAAAGGUUGGAACCAUUUGUAUGGACUACAGGAUGAGAUUAAUGUAUCAAAUGGUAACUCCAAAAAUUAAAUUAUAUUCGAAAUGUGUUUAAUGGUGCUAAGAUAAUUCGGAUAAAUCUAACACAAAACCUGUUUCAAUUCUUUUUGUUUUUACUGUUAUUUAUAAUACCGCUAACUUCUAUCCAAAGAUUUCUAGUACCUAUAGUGUAUCAUGCACAGAAAUCUUUCACACGAAAUAUAUAUAUAUUUUUUUGUUAAUCCUAACAAACUUACGAUUGUACAAACGAAAAUGUAAUUUCAAAUGUUUAAUUCCAAAAAUACAUACGAUUUCCUAUGACCAAAA